AUGAGUAAACCAAACCUAAAACUUAAACUAAAAUCUAAAAGAGCCAAUAGAUUCACAACUUUAAGCUCUAAGAAACAAGUAAUAAAGAGAAACCCUAUCAAAAAGAAGGAAGAGUUCUACAUUAAAACUUUCGAUGAGUUUAAAACAAAGGAUGAUGACAUGUUUAAUGAGUUAAUUGCAAUAGUCGGCUCUAAAGCUACAAAAGCUUUUAAGAAAGACAUAAAAGAAAGAUCUUCUUCACAAACUAGUGCUAAGAAGCACAACUUAAGAUAUCAAAGAGAUGAAAAAGUAGAUUCCAAAUUUGGAACACCUGAUUGUAUUGGAGAAGACUCUAAAAGAGGAAGCUCAGUGCCUGCAAAGUCUAAGGAAAAUCUUAUCAAACUCCUGAACGAAGAAAAAUUAGUCUCUCUAGAGCAAGCUAAAGAAGAAAAGAAGGAGAGAAAAAGAAGCCUUAUUGUAAUUAGUGAGAGGUUUUUGAACACUAAAGGAUCAAAGCCAUUCAUCCCUGAAAACAAGAUCACCAAUGGAGUCUAUAAGAAGGUUUCUGAAAUUUCCACUGAUUGCAAAUCAGUGCAUAGAGGGUGAAACCCUUACGAUGAUCAAUGUUUUACCAAAAAGAGAUGUAGGAGCAGCAACCCAACAAAUCACAGUAACUUCUUAGACAAUUUGGACGACAUGACUCCUCAAAAGCUAGACUUCACCAAGAGUCCAAGUACCAUUAAAUCAAACUCUAAUAGUAAAGCUACUCCUGCAAAGAGGAGUAAGAGCACUUUAAAGAUAAAGAUUUCGCAAUCUCCAGUAACUUAUCGGAAUGGGAAGUGAAAUACUCCCACGAUUGUGAUCCCAAGAAGAAAGCUUAGUGCUGAGAGAAAGUCAAAAGGAAAUAGCAAGGGACUCUGCCCAAAGCUAAAGAUCAAGAGAAAGAACUCUAGUGUUGAGAAGCUCUACAGGAUAGCUCAAACAGAGAAGAAACCUAAGCAGAAUAAUAGUCAGCUGAAAAGAUAUCAACCUCUGACUUCCGUUUGCCAGAGGCAUUCUGCUGCAAAAGAGUCUGCCAAGAACUUAUAUGCUAGAGAUGUAAGCAAGAGAGAAAAAGAGUUCAUUAAGAACCCAGAAAUCCAGUUCUAUGACAGAAGCAAGGAAAUUAUUGCUGAAGAAGAGAAGCAUUCCCAGAAAGAAAUAGAGCCUAUAAAUGUGUGUUUCGGAGGUAUCUCCCAAUCUACCCAGAGAGAGUUUAUGAAUAUGAUCAAUGGAAAAGAAAAAGAUUCGGCUCAUUCUAGAAACGAAAAUUCAAAUGUCCUUCAGAAUGAAAACAAAGAGAAUCAGAUAUCCAAUAAUAGUUCAACUAUUAGAUAUGGUUCACCGAACAAGAAACACCACGAGCUGAGAAGCACAAGGAGAAGAAAGAGAGAGGAGUACUCACUCAGAACUCCAGAGGAUAUUGACAAUGUGAUAGAUGUUAAGAAUCUUCCAUCUUGUGCUCAAAAAUUACAAUUUUAAGCAU
Molecule: messenger RNA, 1504 nt
Organism: Moneuplotes crassus
Lineage: Eukaryota; Ciliophora; Spirotrichea; Euplotida; Euplotidae
Source: the annotation of a GenBank genome assembly